This is a messenger RNA of Polyodon spathula (Mississippi paddlefish), 2848 nucleotides long. RefSeq names its product epidermal growth factor receptor kinase substrate 8-like protein 1. The transcript has 21 exons. The record is from RefSeq and is a predicted model, not a curated record. Gene Ontology annotation, molecular function: actin binding. Gene Ontology annotation, cellular component: vesicle; plasma membrane; ruffle membrane. Gene Ontology annotation, biological process: positive regulation of ruffle assembly; Rho protein signal transduction; regulation of Rho protein signal transduction. Lineage: Eukaryota; Metazoa; Chordata; Actinopteri; Acipenseriformes; Polyodontidae.
GAGAGCAGAAGAGAUUAAUUUUUCUUUCGGGUGUAGCCGAGCCGCACCUUAAUAACACAGGCAGGUAAAACCAAUGAGGUCAGAUCUAACCACUGACGAGAGGGAGGAGAGAGCGGAGAAUCAUAGCAAUCCUGUGAGAGAGACGCGUCGACUGCAAACCGCAUUCACUGGCAUUAUUAUAUUAUAUUAUUAUAUUAUUAUUAUUGACCGGAGAAUCAACUCGGCAGCUAAAACGGACAGUACACUUCAAAAAACAACGAGAGAGAGAAAAGACAGAGAGACUCCUUCAGGAUAAACCGAUCGAAGAGUUUCAUUUUUCUUUCUAGAACUCACUUCUUAACAUCGCCAAGUUUCCCGAAGUUGCGGACAAGCGAGGACCGCCGUGCGGUUCUUGUUUUCACAGACAGAGGGUAGCCAUGAGCUCUGCUGACUGCCCCCCACGGAGCCUCUCUGGUCAUUCUAAGCCCAGCGCCCGGGAGAUCUAUGAACAGAGAAAGAAGUACACAUCCAGUUUCAUAAUGGCAGACACUUCCCAAUACAGCGUGGAUCACCUGGUGUCAUUCUGCAUGGACGGCAGUGACAGUGUUCACACUGUAGAGGGCGCUGUCAGCAGGCUGGCUGCUCUCGACUCCAAAGGGAAGAUCUGGAGUCAGGAGAUGCUUCUGCAAGUGCAGAGCGGAGCGGUGACCCUGAUCGACAUCGAGUCACAGGAUGAGCUGGAGAGGUAUCCCCUGAGUGCGGUCCAGCAUUGUGACAGCGUCGUCAUGGAGACCAGAUUCCACUCCCUGCUGCUCCUCGUGUGUCAAGAGACCAGUCAGAACAAACCAGACAUACACUUCUUCAACUGCCUUGAAGUGGGGGCCGAUCUGAUCCGUGAUGACAUCACCAGUGCCAUGUCAGACUUCAGGACUGGGAAGAACUCGAAGAGACCCAACGCCCUACGGUGGUCCAAUCAGGAGAAGAUGAGUCAGCAGCUCCAAACCCCCCCUCACCCCCCUAAAACAGCUCCCAAACCCGACUCCCCCUACAGGCUGACUCACAGAAAAACACCCCCACCUGGGCUCCGCAAGCUCAGAAAAUCCCUAGUCGCGUUCUUCCGUCCUUUGGAUUAGUUCCUGGCGAAGCUGCAGAAAUCCAACGAGGCGUUUCGAAUCCUGGAUCAGCGCAAGAAGAGCAGGAAAACUAAGAAAAGAGAGGCGGGGGAGGGUCUGCUGACAGUGCGCUCCCGCCCCCCUCCCGAGGAGGAAUUCAUCGGAAACUUCCAGAAACUAAAAUACUGCUUCACUUUGCUGGCCCGGCUGAAGAAUCACAUCGUGAAUCCGAACUCCACUGAGCUUGUCCACUUCCUGUUUCAGCCGCUGGAGAUGAUGGUGAAUGCCACCGGAGGUCCUGAACUGGCUCGAGGGGUGGUGACGCCCUGCCUCUCCCAGGACGCAGUGACACUGCUGAGAGACACCCUGAACGAGAAAGAGGACGCACUGUGGAGAUCACUGGGAGAGAACUGGACACUGUCGAGGUCUGAGCUCCCGCAGGAUCAGAGGGGGCCCCCCUACACCCCCACAUUCCUGAGCGGCUGGGAGCCGGCGCCUCUCGAUCCCAACGGGAUUCCCUGGGAGGAUCCCAUUGAACUGCAGCACAAGCACGAGGCUCUGAGACUGGAGCAAUCUACCCCUCCCAGGGUUCAGCCUCCCAGUUCAAACCAGUCUCAGUUCCCAGUCACUCCUGCAACCCCUCAAAAUACAGACAGCAGGAGCGUUGAUCCGUGUGAAGAGAGUCCGGUGUACGACUUCGUCGCACGCAACAGUAACGAGCUGUCUGUGUUGCAGGGGCAGCGCUGUACUGGGGAUCUGAGAGCCGCUAAUCCAGUGUGUCUCUGUAUGCAUGUGCGUGUGCGUGUGCGUGUCCAGGUCAUCGACUCCUCCAAGCGCUGGUGGAAAUGCAGGAACAGAUUCUCUCAGAUUGGAUAUGUUCCCUUCAACAUCCUGGAGCUCCUGCGAGACAGAGAGGUAGCAACGGAGCCCAGCCUGCGGGAGGAGGAGGGGAAAACUCCCCCCCCCACCUCCCCCAAGAAAUCUCCUCGUUUGAACCGUGGGCCGGCCCCACAACUCAACCGGGAAGCAGUGGAGGGGCCUCCAGCGGACCCCCGAGAGAGAGAUCAUGCCUCUCAGAUCUCUGUUAUGAAUGACGAGCUCUUGCUCAGGAUUACUAGCGGCCGGACGGCCCCCCAGAGAGCCCUGCACAUCCCCCGCUCCGCAGAGACCUCGGCCCCCCUGGACUACGACUCCCCCCCAUCGGAGGUGAGAGACUGGCUCGAGGCCAAGCGCUUCAACGAGGGCACUGUCUCUGCUCUCGGGAUCCUCACCGGCGCUCAGCUGUUCUCUCUCAAUAAAGACGAGCUGCGCUCCGUCUGUCCAGAGGAGGGCGCCAGAGUGUACAGUCAGAUCAUGGUGCAGAAAGCACUACUGGAGGACGCUCGGAUGGAGUCAGAGCUCGAGUCUGUGAUGCAGAAGCAGAAGAAGAAAGUGGAGCAGAAGCUGGAGGAUCAGUUGAACCCGGAGCACCCUGCUAUACUGUAACGACUGGACUGCUAGAGUUCAAUACAGAGACAUACACAGAUAUAAUACACUGCCCCCUGGUGGAGGAGACUAAUACAGCCCUGAGAAAUAUAGCUAGACCUGAAUACAUUAACCUGCAGCGCACUGCCGCCCCCUGGUGGAUUGAGACAACUAUAACAGGAAUGCUAUCGAACACAAAUGUGAUUUCAUCCAUAUUCAAUUAUUUUUUUAACGUGUAUAUAUGUCUCUCUCUCUCUCUCUCCUCUCUCUCUCUCUCUCUCUCUCCUCUCUCC